Messenger RNA from Poeciliopsis prolifica (blackstripe livebearer), 2138 nucleotides. RefSeq names its product tripartite motif-containing protein 16-like. The transcript has a single exon. Gene Ontology annotation, molecular function: zinc ion binding; protein binding. NCBI's taxonomy places the organism in Eukaryota, Metazoa, Chordata, Actinopteri, Cyprinodontiformes, Poeciliidae. Bases 13 to 1668 code for a protein of 551 amino acids. The record is from RefSeq and is a predicted model, not a curated record.
CCGAGAGCAGAAAUGGACCCAGAAACUUUCUCCUGUUCCAUCUGUCUGGAUCUACUGAAGGAUCCGGUGACUAUUCCCUGUGGACACAGCUACUGCAUGAAGUGUAUUAAAACCCAGUGGGAUGAAGAGGAUCAGAAGGGAAUCCACAGCUGCCCUCAGUGCAGGGAGACAUUCACACCGAGACCUGUGCUAAAGAAGAGCACCAUGCUAGCAGCUCUAGUGGAGAAGAUGAUGAAGACUGGACUCCAAGCUGCUGCUGCUGACCACUGCUAUGCUGGACCUGAAGAUGUGGCCUGUGACUUCUGCACUGGAAGAAAACUGAAAGCCAUCAAGUCCUGUUUAGUCUGUCUGGUUUCCUACUGUAAGAAUCACCUCCAGCCUCACCUUGAUGUUCCUCGAAUGAAGAAACACAAGCUGGUGGAGCCGACCAAGAACCUGCAGGAGAACAUUUGCUCUGAUCACGACGAGAUGAUGAAGAUGUUCUGUCGUACUGAUCAGAAGUCUAUCUGUUAUCUCUGUUCAGUGGAUGAACAUAAAGGUCAUGACACAGUGUCAGCUGCAGCAGAAAGGACUGAGAGGCAGAGAGAGCUGGAGGAGAGACGAGGAAACAUCCAGCAGAGAAUCCAGGACAGAGAGAAAGAUGUGAAGCUGCUUCAACAGGAGGUGGAGGCCAUCAAUCGCUCUGCUGAUAAAACAGUGGAGGACAGUGAGGAGAUCUUCACCCAGAUGAUCCGUCUCCUCCAGAAAAGAAGCUCUGAGGUGAAGCAGCAGAUCAGAUCCCAGCAGGAAACUGAAGUGAGUCGAGUCAAAGAUGUUGAGGAGAAGCUGCAGCAGGAGAUCACUGAGCUGAAGAGGAAAGACGCUGAGCUGGAGCAGCUCUCACACACACAGGAUCACAACCAGUUUCUCCUCAACUACCCCUCACUGCCAGCACCCAGUGAGUCCACACACUCAUCCAGCAUCAACAUCCGUCCUCUGAGACACUUUGAGGACGUGACAGCAGCUGUGUCAGAGCUCAGAGACAAACUGCAGGACGUCCUGAGAGACUCAUGGACAAACAUCUCACUGAUGGUCACUGAGGUGGAUGUUCUGCUGUCAGCACAAGAACCAAAGACCAGAGCUGAGUUCUUGAAAUAUUCACUUGAAAUCACAAUGGAUCCAAACACAGCAAACACACGGCUUAAACUAUCAGAGAGGAACAGGAAGGUGACAUGGAUGAACGACCGUCAGUCUUAUUCUAAUCAUCCAGACAGAUUCAUUGAUCACCUUCAGGUUCUGAGUAGAGAGAGUCUGACUGGACGUUGUUACUGGGAGGUGGACAGGAGCGGGGAACAUGUUUCUGUAUCAGUCGCAUACGAGAAUACCAGCAGAGCAGGAACCUGGAAAGAGAGUGGAUUUGGAUGUAAUGACAAAUCUUGGGCUUUAGAUUGUAGUAGUUCUAGAUUUGGACACAACAACAUCUGGACCCCCAUCUCAGGUCCAGUUUCCUCCAGAAUCGGAGUGUAUCUGGAUCACACAGCAGGUCUUCUGUCCUUCUACAGCGUCUCUGAAACCAUGACUCUCCUCCACAGAGUCCAGACCACAUUCACUCAGCCGCUACUGGCUGGAGUUAGGGUGUGGCAUUAUUUUGGGUCUGGAUCCUCUGCAGAUUUCAUUAAACCCAACUAGAUUUCAUCUCUACUCUCUGACUUCACAUCAGGCUUCAUGGGUCUGCUGUUCUAUUCUUCUCUAUUUCUCUGGUUUAAAUGUAGUUCUUCUCAGUCUCUUUGCUCCAGGAGCCAUUAAUGAUCUUCUGAUGUUUUCUUUCAUUCUUUUAUUACACAGAGCUGAUCUGCAGAGCAAAUGUUCUUCAUUAAAUCAGUUGAUAUUGAUGUGAAACGAACUUUUCUUCAUUGUGAUCCAAAGAAAAAACUGAAACUAGAUUUGACUUUAAACUGAUGCUGAUUACUGAAAGACAAAAAUCAAAUCUUUCAUAGUCAGCUCAAACUGCCUUGCCUAGUGCAGUCAUUAUGCAUGUCAGUCCAGAAUGUGGGAUCCGAAUAUCUCCAUAAACAUUUCCACAUCUAAUUUUUCCUUCAGGCCACAAUUUCUGCAUUUCAUAAAUGUACCUGUACAAUAAAUUCAUUAAUUCAUUAUUA